UGUUGGACAACUAUAAUAGCAGCAUCUAGAGCAGGAAUCAGAGAUUGGUCCUAGAAAUCGGAUGACCUAUUGACCUGCACUUAGAAUACCGAUGAAGCUGGGUGUGUGUGCAGUGCUUCUGCUGCUGAUCAGCUCUCUGCCAAAGGUCGACUGCAGUCUGCCAGACUUCACUCCUGCAACAGCACAACUACAGGAGAAGAUUUCUGUAAACUCUGAGUUAAACGUAGUCAGAUCUUUAAAGAAGAACGACUUCUUACGACUUCCUGGAAUCUGCAAACGCCUGAAGAGACGCAGAAUCACCAUCCUGUGUAAUAUGGAUAAGUUCUGCCGGGGACACACCUGGUGGAGGAACCAGAAACUCCCACCUGGCCAGAUGUGUCGGUGCCCUCGGGGUUCCAGAUGUUCACAUUUUUUUCUUCACAGUCUCUAAACGAAGAAUGACAAUCAGACACUUAAUUUGCUUUAAUAUUGGUAAAUGUUUUCAUAGAAGUUAAUUUAAAAAAGUGUUUUAAUGCUAAUGCACAUUAAAUUGAUUGUUAUUUCUGA
Nothobranchius furzeri (turquoise killifish) is the source of this 546-nucleotide messenger RNA. RefSeq lists its product as uncharacterized. The record is from RefSeq and is a predicted model, not a curated record. NCBI's taxonomy places the organism in Eukaryota, Metazoa, Chordata, Actinopteri, Cyprinodontiformes, Nothobranchiidae.